CUGGCGGCCAGAAGCUUGCGGCGAGGGCAACCGGGCAAAGCGCCGGCCCGCCGGUCCCCAGUUUGAUUCCCGGGCGCGCUUUCCUCCUCGUGGCCGAUCGCGCGUCGAUCAAUCAGGUUCUAUAUAUUCUUAGGCCGACAGAACCAACCGGCCAUGGCAGCGGCGGCGGCGGCGCCGUCGACGUCCUCCUGCUGCCACGACCUGUCGUCCGUGGCGCACCGCCGGCGCCUCGCGGACGUCGAGCGGGACGACGACCUCGACGUCGCCGGCGGCGGGAGGCACCGCGGGGUCAGGGCGCUGUUCUCGGCCAGGAGGAGCUACAGCAGCAAGAGGGCGUCGUCGGUGGUCGACCAGGCGUGGGUGCGCAACGUGGUGGCGUCCCUGCUCGGCCUCGCCGUCGUCGUCGGGCUCGUGAGCUCGCACCGCGCCGGCGGCGGCAGCGGCGGGAGGCUCCUGCGGAGGGUGGACGUCCGCGACGAGCAGGACGCGCUGGGAUGGAGGGAGGAGAAUCUCACGGCCCUCGCUCGCCGCUCGUCUCCCGACUCGCCGUUACGACACAACUAUAUGCCCCAGAUAUGGAUGAUGCCGGACAGUGAGGGUCACAGCAAAUGCAUCGACCGCCCGAAAAACCACUACAGAACAAGCAAUGCAACAGCUGGCUAUAUAAUGGUUGAUGCCAAUGGUGGAUUGAACCAGAUGAGAAUGGGAAUAAGUGAUAUGGUUGCAGUUGCUAAGCUCAUGAAUGCAAUACUAGUAAUCCCUACACUGGAUCACCGAUCAUUCUGGACUGAUCCAAGUGAUUUCAAAGAUAUAUUUGAUGUGGAGCACUUCAAGAAAACUUUAGAGGAUGAUAUCUUGAUUGUGGAUUCCUUACCGCCAGCUUACAAAAAAUUGAAACCCUAUAGUAGGGCGCCAUCUUCCUGGUCCAGGGCUUCCUACUACAGGGCUUUCGCACGAACACUAAAGAAGGCCAAAGUUGUUAAAUUUACACAUACAGAUUCACGAAUCGUCAACAAUGGUCUCGCUCCUCAUAUCCAACGACUCCGUUGCCGGACAAAUUACGAGGCACUCAAAUACAAGAAAGAGAUCGAAGAUCUAGGUAAUACUCUAGUUGAUAGACUGAGGAAUGGGUCCAACCAUUAUAUCGCACUUCACUUAAGAUAUGAGAAGGACAUGCUCUCAUUUACUGGCUGUAGCCAUAAUCUAACACACCAGGAGGCAGAGGAGCUAAGAGAAAUGAGACUAAACGUGCGGCACUGGAAAGAAAAGGAAAUUAAUAGCAAGGAGAGGCGACUUCAAGGAGGCUGCCCUAUGACUCCUCGUGAAGCAGCACUUUUUCUCAAAGCUAUGGGUUAUCCUUCCAGAACCAAUAUCUACAUUGUAGCAGGUGAAAUAUAUGGUGGACAUAGUAUGGAUGAAUUGAAGGCUGAAUAUCCAAAUAUCUACACACAUUAUAGUCUGGCAACAGCAGAUGAAUUAGAGCCCCUCAAGCUGUACCAAAACAGGUUAGCUGCAGUGGAUUAUAAUGUAGCCCUUCAGAGUGAUGUUUUUGUAUAUACAUAUGAUGGAAAUAUGGCUAAAGCAGUACAAGGUCACAGAAAAUUUGAAGGAUUCCGGACAACCCUUAACCCGGACAGACAGAAGCUUGUGGAGCUCAUUGACAAGCUUGACGAAGGUACAAUAACUUGGAACGACUUCCAAAGCAAAGUGAAGAUGCAUCAUGAAAACAGACUUGGAGGUCCAUAUCAGAGGUUGUCUGGUCAAAGUCCAAGGCAGGAGGAGUAUUUUUAUGCAAAUCCCCUCCCGGGGUGCUUGUGCAAAAGAACAAAAAUAAUUAAGUGACAUGGAUGUACUAUUAAGAGUUCAAUACUUCAAAGAUAACUGCCUUCUUAACUGCAUGUGACAGUGAAAUAGAUAGACAUCUCUUAGAAUGAUUGAGAUACACUAAAUAGUGUAAGUCCUAGUAAACUAACACCAACAUACCACAGAUUAUUUUCCUAGUCUGACAAUGUAUGUAAUACUCAUUCUUACAUAUGGAAGUGGGAUAGGGAGGUUCACUCAUUGUCGUCCAAGAUGUGCAUUUACAAUGAAUUGUUUAUUCAAGUAUAGAGACCCAUGGGAAAGUCACAGAGAUUUCAAGCAGUAUUAGAGGACAAAUGUACAAUAGAGGAUAUGAUUAGCAAGACAGAAAACUUCUGAUACAUGUUUGUACUUCGUUUAUACUAUGAAUGUAUAGGCUUUCCGCUUUGGAAAUUUUGAUUCGUUCAAGAAGUCCAACUUUACUGUGGA
Molecule: messenger RNA, 2289 nt
Organism: Lolium rigidum
Lineage: Eukaryota; Viridiplantae; Streptophyta; Magnoliopsida; Poales; Poaceae
Product: O-fucosyltransferase 19-like
Exons: 8
Coding region: 154-1842 (562 amino acids)
Cellular component (GO): cytoplasm
Source: RefSeq, a predicted model, not a curated record